ACCUCUCCUCUAUUUAUGGCCCCGUCACCUCUAAUCAUCGCCCCCACUAGCGCCAACCCAAUCGCCCUUCCCUUCCCUUCCUUGAUUUCCCACUCCACUCCGCUUCUUUCUUGGUUGGUCACCUUCCAUUUCCAACCCCCAACCAAGCGGCAGACUGAAGAGGAAGAAGAGGAGUGCGUUCUUGGGCAACUCAAGAACUACUAACUGCCUGCAAGCUCAUGGAUUUUCCACGCAUGGAGAAGCAGGACAGUAGUAGUACUACCACAACAACAGAUCCAAUGCAAGACCCAGCAUCUCUUGUGCAGCCAAAGCGGCCACAUCUCUCCAUCGACAUCCCAACAGGGAGCACCACGGCCCAGCAUCAUCAUCAUAAUCAUCCCCUCACACCCACACCAAUAGACACAGAUGCACCUGGUUCUUGUUCCAGCAGCAAUGUUCCUCCGAAGGCGGUGGCAGCGCCUUUGCCGCAGCGAUCGUCGUCGUUCAUGCUGCGGCAGACGGUGAAGAGCCUCCUGCCGGGAGGAGGGAGCUUCAAGUCAUCGGUCAGAGGGUAUGAGGCAUCGUUCUCCAAGCUUUUCGGUUCAAGGAUCACCAGGACGUCAUCGCUCCCGGUUGUCGACGAUGAUCAUGCUCUCUCGGUACACCGAGCCGAGAAGACUCCUAGCGUGCCUGACACUGACAAAUCAGGCCAUAUGUACAGAUCGCAGUCCCUCCCCAUGAACAUGAAGAAAUUCAACUCAGCCAAAAGCAUUAAAAGGAUGAACUCGCUCGGUGGCGUGUACCGUGUGGUCCCUUCGACACCGCGAGCCGCCCCCGCCACGGCAAGCAAUGCCGUGCCGGAUAUCGCCCCUGCCGAACCAGGGGAUGGAGAGGAGGAUGGGGAGGACAUUGCAGAGGAAGAAGCCGUGUGCCGGAUUUGUAUGGUGGAGCUCUCCGAAGGGAGCGGCACGAUGAAGCUGGAGUGCUCCUGCAAAGGUGAGCUUGCACUUGCCCACAAGGACUGCGCCCUCAAGUGGUUCAGCAUGAAGGGAACCAGGACCUGUGAGGUGUGCAAGGAGGAGGUCCAGAACCUCCCAGUAACCCUCCUUCGCGUCCAGAGCGUCCAGGGCGAUCCGAGACGUGUCGGCAAUGGUGGCGCCAACGGACCGCGAUACGUCCGGCACAGAUUGUGGCAUGGAACACCAAUCCUUGUCAUCAUAAGCAUUCUGGCCUACUUCUGCUUCUUGGAGCAAUUACUGGUUUCACAUAAUGGUCUUGCUGCCCUGGCGAUAUCACUGCCCUUCUCAUGUAUCCUAGGCCUCUUCUCAUCAUUGACCACAACAAGCAUGGUGGCAAGAAAAUACGUUUGGAUCUAUGCGGCGGCGCAGUUCCUCUUCGUCGUGUUCUUCACUCAUCUCUUCUAUAGAUAUCUCCACUUGCAAGCUGUGAUAUCCAUCAUCCUGGCCACCUUCGCCGGUUUCGGCGUGGGGAUGAUUGGCAAUUCCAUCAUCGUCGAGAUACUAAGAUGGAGGGCAAUGCCUCCGAUUCAAGUACGACGUGCUCGCAGGCCACGCGUAGGCGUGGCACAGCAGCAGCAUCAGCAGGCUCCGGCAUCCGGUCAACCUUCAGGCCAGUCAUCAGCUUCCGUCGAGGGACAGCAUAAUGCCGGCAGCGACAUCGAGAAUCCCACCGUCUCUCGAGCAUAGACCAUAUGUUAGUUUGAAGUUAUGUCCCGUCUUUAGUAGUCACUUGGGAAUUUGGGAGUUGAGACCUUGCUGUAUAGAUAGUAGAGCAUAAGGGGUCAUUUUUUUAGUUUUUUUGCAGCAUGUUAGAAGGAACUAUAUAUAUAGCAGCUCCUUCAAAAGGAUCAGUAGAAUGUGUCAUGGUGUGCAAAGUAUGUCAGGCAUAACCGCUAUGCUCUGCUCAAGAGCAUGAAAAGUAAAUUCCAUUGGAAAUCUGAAGACAAGCAAGUAAAUAGAAUGUUUUGCUUGGCACGUCUUCCAAAA
This is a messenger RNA of Brachypodium distachyon (stiff brome), 1985 nucleotides long. RefSeq lists its product as uncharacterized. Gene Ontology annotation, molecular function: zinc ion binding. The transcript is spliced from 8 exons. The record is from RefSeq and is a predicted model, not a curated record. Bases 219 to 1685 code for a protein of 488 amino acids. Lineage: Eukaryota; Viridiplantae; Streptophyta; Magnoliopsida; Poales; Poaceae.